Orussus abietinus is the source of this 849-nucleotide messenger RNA. It is a transcript of the gene maf-S, whose product is annotated as transcription factor MafK. Bases 137 to 535 code for a protein of 132 amino acids. Gene Ontology annotation, molecular function: DNA-binding transcription factor activity, RNA polymerase II-specific; RNA polymerase II cis-regulatory region sequence-specific DNA binding. Gene Ontology annotation, cellular component: nucleus. The transcript is spliced from 2 exons. The record is from RefSeq and is a predicted model, not a curated record. Lineage: Eukaryota; Metazoa; Arthropoda; Insecta; Hymenoptera; Orussidae. Gene Ontology annotation, biological process: regulation of transcription by RNA polymerase II.
GGUGCGCUGGUCCGUUCAAUUCACCUCGGUAUGACGAAGCAAAUUCUUCAGGAAACUCUUGCCGUCAAAACGAAACGGCUUAAACUUGGGGUUCUUCGCGUUCGCGUUCCCUCGAGAAAAAAGCAAAUUCUGUUUCAUGGCAACAGACGGAAAGAGAUCUAUCAAAAUGGAUCCUCUGUCUCCUGGACCGUGUUUGGACAUCAGCGACGACGAGCUCGUUACAAUAUCGGUACGUGACUUGAAUCGACAACUUAAGCUACGAGGUUUAUCACGUGAUGAAAUCACACGCAUGAAACAGCGCAGACGAACUUUAAAGAACCGUGGAUAUGCUGCAAGUUGCAGAAUAAAGCGAAUCGAGCAGAAAGAUGAACUUGAAUCAGAAAAAACUCAAGAAUACCGUGACAUGGAAACCAUGCAAGAAGACAAUAAUAGGAUGAGAGAAGAAAUUGAAUCGUGGCAUUCAAAGUAUUCAGCGUUGAAGAGAUUUGCUGCUGAAAAGAAAAUACCCCUUCCUUCGGAGUUGGAGACAAUGUAGACAUUCCAUUUAUUCGGACAAAGCAAUAUAGGUGAAUUUUUACUCAUAGAGACAUCUAUUUAAGGAUUAAAUUGGUUCGUGUCCGAUUAAGAUAAGAAGAGAAAGAAUUAACAUACACGUAUCUCGUUAACUACACACUGUUAAAAAAUCAUUUUCAGUAUCGAAAAUGUUCAUAACCUGAUCAGUGAUUUUAAUAUCAAUUAUAUUAUUUCAUGGUCUGUAACAUCUGCAUUCGUAAACUGCUCCAUAUUGGAUGUUUCGACAAGUAAAUGCAAGUACGAAAACUUGUUAGAAUAAAACACAAAUAUACAAAG